This is a messenger RNA of Canis lupus familiaris (dog), 2252 nucleotides long. RefSeq names its product solute carrier family 25 member 41 (gene SLC25A41). Gene Ontology annotation, biological process: transmembrane transport. The record is from RefSeq and is a predicted model, not a curated record. The coding region runs from base 479 to 1978 and encodes 499 amino acids. Gene Ontology annotation, molecular function: ATP transmembrane transporter activity. Lineage: Eukaryota; Metazoa; Chordata; Mammalia; Carnivora; Canidae. The transcript has 9 exons.
AUGUCUAGGAAAGCAGCAUUCUAGGCAGAGGGAACAGCCAGUGCAAGGGUCCUGGGGCAGCACUGUGCUGGUGCAUUGGAGGUUAAGCCAGGAUGUGAUGACAGAGCGUGGGCAUGAGAGCAAGAAAAGAAUCGUGGAUGGCAUCAACAUUUUGGAACCAAACCGCAUGGGAGGAUGGAAGUGCUCUCAACGCUCACUGCAACCUAUUGACCCUUCGUGAGCUCCAGAACCUUCCCAUUCUCCUUCACUUCUAUCUCCUGUUGCCAUGAUAACGAAACACAGCGCAUUAGUUUCCUCCGGCUGCUGUAACAAACGACCACGAACGUGGACCUACGAGGUUAGACCAGGCCCACAAUUAGUCCAGAAUAAUUUCUCCAUCUCCCCAUCGGCUGGUGAGUGACCUUAAUUCCUUCGGCAAAUUUGCUUUUCCCUUUGCCACUUGACAUAAGCGAGUUCAUGAGUUUAGAGGAAUUUGGAUAUGGACAGGCUUACUCUGUGCACCAUAUCCAGUGAGGUCACAAGGGCCUCUGUGACCUCAUCAUGGCCUGGUUCCCAAAUUUACAAGGUGACCCCUCCCACAUGGUUGCUGGAUGGGCAAACCUGUCGCCAGGGAUUUGAACCUAGGUGUCCUAACCCUCCGGCUGCCAUGGGAGCCCAGCCUGAGGAAGCUCAGAAGCCUUGCUCCAGUGUCCAGACCCUGUUUAAGAGGGUCAAGGCCUUACUCACCGAAGCCCCACCUCCGACCCCACCCCUGGCCCCCUCCCGGAACGUGGGCUGUACACACGUGUAUGGGUAUGUGUUUGGGCACGUGCGUGAAAACGACCUGGAGCAUCUGCCAUCACAGCAGGUGAGUUUGAGAACUGCAGGUCUUCGGCACCUGCAGCCUGACUGCCGGGGUAGAAGGCCGCGCUGCCUGCCUCUGCCUGCCCCACUCCCCUCCAAGCGGACCCGGAAUUCCAUCUGGAAGCAGUGGGGACCAGGGUGGGCCUUCACACUAGGAGGGGCUUCUGGGGUUGCAGGGAAGGAGCUGCAGCCCGGCUCAGUAUGGGUGGGAGCUGGGUCUGCCCUGCAGGUGCUGGACACAGGAGAGCAGCUGAUGGUCCCCGUGGACGUCCUUGAAGUGGACAACGAGGGGGCCUUGUGGAAGUUUCUGCUCUCAGGGGCCAUGGCUGGGGCGGUGUCCCGCACUGGGACGGCCCCUCUAGACCGAGCCAAGGUGUAUAUGCAGGUCUACUCCUCCAAGACGAACUUCAUGAACCUGCUGGGAGGGCUCCGAAGCAUGGUCCAGGAGGGGGGCUUCCACUCCCUGUGGCGGGGCAACGGCAUCAACGUCCUCAAGAUUGCCCCCGAGUACGCCAUCAAGUUCUCCGUCUUUGAACAGUGUAAGAAUUACUUCUGCGGAGUGCAUGGGUCCCCACCCUUCCAGGAACGUCUCCUAGCUGGCUCCCUAGCCGUGGCCACCUCCCAGACGCUCAUCAACCCCAUGGAGGUGCUGAAGACGCGGCUGACCCUUCGCCGGACGGGCCAGUACAAGGGGCUGCUGGACUGUGCAAGGCAGAUCCUGGAGCGGGAGGGCACCCGCGCCCUAUACCGCGGCUACCUGCCCAACAUGCUUGGCAUCAUCCCCUAUGCCUGCACUGACCUGGCCGUCUAUGAGAUGCUCAGGUGCUUCUGGUUGAAAUCAGGGAGGGACAUGGAGGAUCCCAGUGGCCUGGUCAGUCUGUCAUCUGUGACGCUGUCCACGACCUGUGGCCAGAUGGCCAGUUACCCACUGACCCUGGUGCGCACCAGGAUGCAGGCCCAAGACACUGUGGAGGGUUCGAACCCCACCAUGUGUGGAGUCUUCCGGGGGAUCUUGGCCCAGCAAGGUUGGCCGGGGCUGUACCGAGGCAUGACUCCCACCUUACUGAAGGUGUUACCAGCAGGUGGCAUCAGCUACGUGGUGUACGAAGCCAUGAAGAAAACCCUGGGCGUAUAGGCCGUGGCUAGUCGACACACCCUGGGCAGAAAUGGACAGGAGGAUCCAGGGUCCCCUGGCCCAAAGAGCCCACCAGGCUUAGACCCGGGGGGCAGUUUUUGUCAGGAGAAGCAGUCUGGAGGCCUGGGUCAGAAGAUCCCUGGGGAUCCUUCCUGAGGGUGCAGCCAGAGACUAGUGUGGACUCCAGUUUGGCUCGCUGUGGCUCGUCACAUCCAGCUUCAGGGUGAAAUGGUGGAUGUGGAGAGAACCUGAAAUAAAGAGACAGUUUCUGCUG